AAAGGCUCUGGUUUUAGAGCUCAGCCUCCAGUGGUGAUGGCGAACCUGGAGCUGAAAGCUCACUAAAGGAAGUUGUCUUUGAGCUCAUCUCAUCCUGGUACAAUGCCCUGGGUCUGCUCGGUGGUCUGACGACUCCACACACUCACAACACCGACACGGUUCAUCGGCUUCUGGGCUGGAGGACGAGCCGACUCUUCACCCGCCACGGACCGGUUCAUCAGGCGACUCGGAGAUCCGGAGGCUCCCUCUGAACCCGCACAGUCUCCAGCGGUUUCUCUGAAGUCUGGAUGUGUUUUUGCGCGUUUUGAUUUGCAGCACUGAACUACCGAAAGCACUGCAUGAAGACGCCAUGAGGGUGUGCGUUCCAGGCUGCAGGAGAAUGGACUCCACUCUAACACUGCUGCUGCUGCUGCUUGGCUGGACAGUGGGCUCAUCUCUGUAUGUCGCAGACGGUCGAUCACCUCGUCUGGCUCUGGAGAAGAGCUUGAGCUGGCCACCCAAAGACAUGCAGUGCCAGCACAUGCUAAAGCGUCUCCAUAACGGAGCACGUGUUACCGUGCAGAUGCCACCCAAUAUAGAGGGCAACUGGGUUUCCACCAGCUGCGAGGUACGUCCUGGCCCAGAAUUCAUCACCCGCCUCUACCACUUCCAACACAACCACACGUUUCAGGCUCACCAGUUCUACUACGCCGAUAACCACUGCACGGUGCCCACCUACACGCUAGUGAUCCAGGGCCGUGUGCACAUGCGCCAGGCCUCAUGGUUAAUUCGCGGUGGCACAGAGGCUGACUACCACAUCCACCACCUUCGGGUGGUGUGCCACUCUGUGAGCACGGCAAAGGAGCUGAGCAGGCGUUUGACACACAGCUGCGAGGGAAUGAAAAGCACCUCCUUGGAGCCGAACAUAAGUUAUGAGCUCUGUAGCGAGGAAGGAAGCUGCAACUGCUCUCGUAGCCUGAACUUCGCCAUGCAUGAGCUACAGCUACUGCGUGUUGAAAAGCAAUACCUGAACAGGAACAUGGAGCAGCCCGUGGAGGAGCUCUUCCUAGGUGAUAUCGUGACUGAGCCGAGCCAGAGGAUGAGCCACAGGCCGUCCAGCUAUCAGCCGCCACUGCAGAACGCCAAGAGUCACGAACAUAACUGCAUCACGUGUCGGAUCAUCUCGCGCUCGGACGAGUUCCACCCUCCAAUCCUGCUGCCGCGGCCCGAGCUCACUGUAGACCUGCACGGCCAGUGGGUUUCCCAGCGGUGCGAAGUUCGUCCGGACACGCUCUUCCUCACAAGGCAUUUCAUCUUCCAUGAUAACAACAACACAUGGGAGGGUCACUAUUACCACUACUCCGAUCCCAUCUGCAAGCACCCGACUUUCAGCAUCUUUGCCAGAGGGAGGUACAGCCAUGGCGUGCACUCCACACGUGUCAUGGGGGGAACCGAGUUCGUGUUUAAGGUGAACCACAUGCGGGUGGUACCGAUGGACCCAGGCACUACAUCUCUCCUGAACAUCUUUGACGGUAACAAAUGUGGUGCUCAAGGCUCGUGGCAGAUUGGUGUGGAGCAGGACGUGACGUUGACCAACGGCUGUGUGGCGCUGGGGAUCCGCCUCCCGCACACCGAGUACGAGCUCUUUCGCAUGGAGCAGGACUCUCACGGUCGCUACCUGCUCUACAACGGUCAGCGGCCCAGCGACGGCUCCAGCCCUGACCGGCCUGAUAAACGUGCCACUUCCUACCAGACGCCGCUGGUGCAGUGCUCGACCAACAGCCAGAAGUCAGAGGUCAACUUUGGUCACCAUACAAAACGGCAGCAAAAGUUGAAAAACAGCUGUUGCCCAGCUCACAAAAGCUACUUGAUGGAAAGUGUGGUUCUUGUGGGAUUAACCAUGCUGAUUAUGCACUUCUUUGGUUGAAAGAACAACCCCAGAAGCUGAACUGGUAUUUCUGUACAUCUUUGUACAUAUUGACACAAGGAGGACCAGAGAAACGAAAGAACGCACUCUGGCCAUGUGGGAACAAGUUUACUUGACGCACUUGGGCAUUCUGCUCAUUUUUCUGGUUUCUGGCCUACAUCAAGGGUGGAUUAAAUGGAGAUGGAGAAACGUAUCGAGAGGCGGGACGUCUUUUUCUGCCUCUCCUGAAAAGAACUGAAACUGCUGCACCACAGUAACUGCACUUUAAUAAAGCAUGACUGGCAACUUGUAUGGUUCCCAUAUUUAAAAAGUAUUUGGUAACUCUUACGUUAUGUUAUGAGCUUCUUCAAAGAGGGUUUCCUGUUUAUUUUCUCAACCUUUACUGUAGACAUAUAUGCUAACAACGAGAUUUUUCGAUGGGUAUGAUGAGCAUAAGGGUGUGUAAGUGCAUUUAAAAGGACAGAACGAACCAAUUCAGGGUCGGUUGUGUACGUAGAUUGAAAGGAAAUGACAGCAUACCAUAUAGUCAGUGAUAAACUCUCACAGGACGGUAAAGAAUUAACAUUUGUUUCCCAUCCAUGAAACAGGAAACUGUAAAGUUGUUACACGGUGUUCAUGUUUAGUUUGGAGCAGAGCUGGAACAGGGCGGCAGAAGAGUGCCAGUUCUGAUUUCCUGAUGUCUGUAUGCGUGCUGGAAGCUAUCAUUUUUGCUUACUGUGUUGGGUUAUGGCACGAAGAAUAUUCCAAGCAACUGUAGCUUCGGAUGUCCAACCAAAAAACUGAUGUUUUUCACUGCAGCGGAAAUGAAAUAGCAAUAUUAAUUUCCCCCACCGGGAUGAAUUGUGCUUGCGGAAAAAGCAAGCAGAGUAAGACAUGAUACUGUUUAAGACCGAGAGGUUAUGAGGCAUUAGAGAUUUUUAAUUUUCCCCCUUCGGAUUUGUUUUGAUACAGAGUACUAUAUUGUUACUAAAGCCUAUGUAGAUCCACAGCUGAACUACAUGCAUCAUUACCUGUAAGUGCCUUAAAAAGACAUUGUCCUAAUAACUGGAUUGUAAAAUAAAUAGAAAUUAAACUAUUUGAAUGGGUUGUAA
Molecule: messenger RNA, 2997 nt
Organism: Neoarius graeffei (lesser salmon catfish)
Lineage: Eukaryota; Metazoa; Chordata; Actinopteri; Siluriformes; Ariidae
Product: protein APCDD1-like
Exons: 6
Coding region: 350-1906 (518 amino acids)
Biological process (GO): negative regulation of Wnt signaling pathway
Cellular component (GO): plasma membrane
Molecular function (GO): Wnt-protein binding
Source: RefSeq, a predicted model, not a curated record